Messenger RNA from Nematostella vectensis (starlet sea anemone), 2650 nucleotides. RefSeq names its product neprilysin-4. The transcript has 19 exons. Gene Ontology annotation, molecular function: metalloendopeptidase activity. Gene Ontology annotation, cellular component: plasma membrane. The record is from RefSeq and is a predicted model, not a curated record. Lineage: Eukaryota; Metazoa; Cnidaria; Anthozoa; Actiniaria; Edwardsiidae. Gene Ontology annotation, biological process: protein processing. Bases 154 to 2307 code for a protein of 717 amino acids.
GGACGUUAUGAAUAUUUAACCACAUCUAUCGCACUGUUAUGGACACUCUUCGCUUUUAACUCAGCCAGAGAGAGAAUAUUUGAGCUCGCCAUCUUUCUCUUCUGGUUUCUAAGUAUCCUCCUCCUAUCCUCCUAUAGUCAGAAAUCUGCCGUCAUGGCUUUAUCGCGGUUGGAGAAAACACUCAUAUUCGUGACCACAGUGCUUUCGGUAUUUGCUAUAGUAUUUGUAGUCUUGUUUGCUGUGGAAGUAUCAGAGAAAGCGAAGACCACGACUGCUCCUAUCGAGGUGUGCACAAGUCAGGGUUGUAUCACCGCAGCUUCAGAGCUGCUCAACUCGAUCGACAGGACUAUCAAGCCUUGUGAUGAUUUUUACCUGUAUGCCUGUGGUGGGUGGAUGAAAAGAAACCCUAUCCCUAGCGGGCAGAAAUCAUGGGACGUCAGCUCUAAGUUGAAGGCGGAAAUCGACGCGUUCAUGAAAGAGAAUAUCGUGAACCUCGAGACGCGAGCCCGCUACUCAAAGAUAUCUGCUGUGACAAAGGGAUUGAAGUUUUACGAUGCUUGCCUCAACACCAAUCUAACCGAGAGUAGUGCUUUCGCGCAGAAACUUAUCUCAGAUUACGGGUCGUGCGCAGCUUUGUCUUCCACCUGGACGCCGUCUGGCUGGAACUUGACGAUAACGCUGACCAAGCUGAUAAAAGAGCUGGGUAUCUCUGGCCUUUUCAAGUUUGGCGUGGAACUGGACCAGCGCAACACAAGUACAUAUACUAUCACGAUUUCAGAACCAAGUUUUCGACUGAGUCGAGCAGACCUCAAAGCCGCAGAUCCAACAGUGAGGAACGCAUACCGCACCUACAUAACAGCGAUUCUGAGUGCUGUCAACAGUAGCGUGUCUGCCGCGGAUAUCGAUGAAAUCAUCGCCUUCGAACAACAAAUCGCUAAUAUCAUGGACUCGUCUGGCUAUGCGCCACUUUAUGAUCGAAUCACCUUAAACGAAUUUGUCACGCGCGUGGGGACCGAGCAGGUCAACUGGUCCAACCUUUUGCGAGGAGUAUUCUCAGAUGUUGGUUACGUCGUGGGUGAUUCCACUACAGUAGUAGUACAUGGAAUGCCUUUCCUCAAAAGCCUGAUGUCACUUAUACAGUCCACGCCCAAAAGAACGUUGGCUAAUUUCCUGGUAUGGCAGAUUCUCGACUUGUUUUCCGUGGACUUCGGUAGAAGCAACAUCGCGGCUUACAACGCGCUCAUGACAGCGCUUGGCAAGGGUUCGGAGUACUCCGCACUCAGGAGGAGCGACUUUUGCUACAACAGAGCCAUGGAUAUUAAUGCGUUCGGCAUGCCUCUCUCAAGGAUUUUUAUCGAUAAGAAGUUCUCGGAGGCCGAUAAGAAAUGGAUCGAGAAUAUGGCUGAGCGCAUCAAGACAGUUUUUUUGGAUAAGUUGCAGUCUAACACUUGGAUGGACGACGAUACUAAAUCAGCUGCCGCCCAAAAGGCAAAGGUAACAACUGCAAGCAUUGGAUACCCACCGUACCUCAAAGAUGAUACCGAAUUAGAUAACAAGUUUAGUGAUGUUACUGUGGAUGUGAGCAAGUACUUUGACAGCUCGGUUUCGCUGCAAAAGUCCUUCAAUAAGAAGAAUCUGGCAAGAGUAGGGAAAGUCAAAGACCGUGACCAGUUAGCUAUGACGCCCGUCAAAGUCAACGCUUAUUACGAAGACAGCUUCACCAGAGUAGUUUUCCCAGCUGCUCAGCUUCAGCCACCGUUCUACGACGGUAACUACACCGGGGCCGUGAACUAUGGGGCUAUCGGUAGCACAGUCGGGCAUGAGUUACUCCAUGGCUUUGACAAUGCAGGGAAAGACUUUGACCAGCAUGGUAACCGCGCCUCUUGGUGGACCGCUGACACGCUUUCGAAGUUCACAGAAAAGGCCCAAUGCCUCGUGAAUCAGUACAACUCAUAUUCUUACUAUGGAGAGCAGGUAAAAGGAUCAGACAGUCUGUCGGAAAACAUCGCUGAUAACUCAGGAAUGAUGCAAGCACACGAGGCAUAUAAUGCAUGGAAGAAGGAGUACGGGUUCGAGCCGCGUCUUCCCGGGACAAGCUUCUCAAGUGAUCAAAUUUUCUUUCUAAGCUUCGCUCAGAGUUGGUGCGCUAUCAUUACGGAAGAGGAGGCAAAAGCUGGUUUUGCUAACUACAGCCCAACACCAUGGCGUGUGAAUGGCACUUUGCGAAACUCCGCUGCGUUUGCUAAAGCUUUCGACUGCACAGUAGGAUCACCGAUGAACCCGACCGCAAAGUGCGCCGUCUGGUAGCGUUCUCCUUUCUAGCACUUGCAAAUCAUGAGCGACUGUUACCAUGAUGAGGAAAGGAGGAGAGCUGAGGUAUGGAUGUUUGUGUCAACUGUGAGGUAGAAAAGUUGAUGUGUCUUUUCAGUUUGUCGUACACGUUCCAGAUAUAAUUUUAUGUUUUAUGAAGAAGAACUUUCCAAAAAGGAUGCUGUAACUUGUAGUCAAAGUCAAGUCAAUGUCAAGUUGUAGCAACUACAAAAUAUCACCAUUUCAAGUCUUUGAAGCAGUCGGUUAGUGUCACUUAGCAUUUGAUUAUAAUUGACAAUUACGAAAUAAACGUGCAAUAAACGGGGAUAGUAUAAUACAA